Lachancea nothofagi CBS 11611 is the source of this 1761-nucleotide messenger RNA. NCBI's taxonomy places the organism in Eukaryota, Fungi, Ascomycota, Saccharomycetes, Saccharomycetales, Saccharomycetaceae. The record is from the annotation of a GenBank genome assembly.
AUGAUCAAGGUUUCACUUGUUCUUACAUUAUUCUCGCUGUCGCUGACGCUAUUCCUGGCGGCUUUGGACAUCGUCAUCGUUAUAACUUUGUAUGAGACAAUAGGGCAAAAAUUUGGGGAAUAUGCCAGUAUCGGGUGGUUAGUAUCUGGAUACGCGUUACCAAAUGCGCUGUUCACUCUUCUUUGGGGACGUUUGGCAUCGAUUUUUGGCUUGAAGACCAGUUUGACCAUUUCUAUAGUUAUUUUUGAAAUUGGGUCUCUGGUAGUCGCUACGUCCAAUAGCAUGGGGAUGCUUAUUGGCGGUAGAGUAGUGGCUGGCUGUGGAGGAAGUGGUAUCCAAUCUUUGGUAUUUGUUGUCGCAACGUCGUUGGUAGAGGAAAGAAAUAGAGGCCUGGUAAUCAUGGUUCUUGGCUUUGCGUUUGCAGUGGCUUUUGCUAUAGGGCCCGUGCUGGGAGGUGCAUUUACCGAAAAUGUGAGCUGGAGAUGGUGCUUUUACAUCAACCUACCCAUCGGUGGGCUUGCCUUGGUUAUGCUUGCGCUCUGCUAUAAUCCCGACAAUGUGCAUUUGCAAGAAUCUUUGAGAAACAAGGGCUUGAUGCUCAAAGAAUACCACUAUGGGCAUUUACUUACGCGAAACUUCUGGAGCAAGGCUUUCCACUUUACUGUAUUCGAAUUGGACUUCGUCGGCUUCGCAAUUUCUUCGACCGGCUUCGUAUUAUUCUUGCUGGGAAUAACUUUCGGUGGAAACAAAUAUCCGUGGUAUUCUGGCACGAUCAUCUCGUAUCUUACAGUGGGGGGAUUUUUAAUCGUGUUCUGGUUUCUAUUUGAUUUUGUCAUUCUUUACUAUUGGACCGCCCGUCAUCGAGACACAGCACCAAUUCCUCUGCUUAGGUGGUCUCUUUGCACGUUACCAGGCAUUAUAACGAGCUCUUUUACGGACUUGUUUGUUUGCUUCGCCUUCAACAUGCAGUCGGUCUACAUUGUUCAGUUCUACCAGCUCGUUCACAACAAUGGGCCCACGUCAGCGAGUAUGCAUCUGUGGGCAUUUUUGGUGGCCACCAUGGUCGCAAUUAUAAUCAUUGGAAAAAUCUCUUCGACCUAUGGAGUCAUCAAACCAAUAAUUGUUUUCGGUGUCACAGUAGGUCUGAUAGGAGCGGGUUUGAUGACUCUGAUUAAGACUACGAGCACCACUUCCAACACUAUUGGGUACUGUAUUCUGCCCGGCGCGGCUUUCGGAUGUGCUCUACAAGGCACGUUACUCAGCGCUCAAGUUCAAAUCGACAGGGACGCCGCCAAUUUCCACACAAUGUUCAUUGAGGCAACUGCCGUGAACACUUUCGCAAAAUCUCUCGGAAUGGCUUUUGGAGGAAUCACGGCUACUAUGAUCUUUACCAACUCUGUGAAAAAUCAACUCCGGGGUGUUGUAACAGGACUUCCACCUUUCACCAGUAUUGAAGCUUUGAUUGCCUAUCGAGGUCAAAAUUACGAUGGCCCAGAUUCGGAGCUUUCUCGAGUGUUCGUCAAAGGUAUUCAAAACGUCAUGUACGCGGCCCUUGGCUGCUAUGGAGCAGCUUUCAUCUUUGGCGUGCUUACUUCAAAUAAGAAACUCACGUUACCUCCCAAGACUGAUGAUUUGGAACAUUCUUCGGCAAACGGUACAAUGCCUGAAAAGACCAACUCCGCUGACGAAACCGGGGAAUCCAAAGAGAAAGCUGGCGAGCCGAAAAAGAAAACACUUCGAGACAAACUUUUUAAGCAUUGA